Messenger RNA from Penicillium argentinense, 345 nucleotides. RefSeq lists its product as uncharacterized. The record is from RefSeq and is a predicted model, not a curated record. The coding region runs from base 1 to 345 and encodes 114 amino acids. The transcript is spliced from 2 exons. NCBI's taxonomy places the organism in Eukaryota, Fungi, Ascomycota, Eurotiomycetes, Eurotiales, Aspergillaceae.
AUGUCACCGGGACUACUGCCUGGAUUCUUCCGGGAGUUCAAGCGCAACUACGAUUUCAGUGCCACCCAACGAAAGCACCAUAUUAUACCACUUGCACAAGUCGAUGAGCGAUUCAUCACUGAUACCGUGGGCAACGGACAACCGUCAGUCGAUACGACUGCUCGCGAUCGCUUGGAGUCGACCGCCAUUGCAAUUCAACCUCCCGGUCGCAGUCCCAACCCUUUCGACCCGUCGGCGCCUAAUUGCCAAGACUGGCUGCGAAACUACGUCAACAAGCUUGUGGAGGAUGGUUUCAUUGCUGGCAGUGCCAUCUCUGUUGUCCAGAAUGCACCAAACCUAUUGUGA